This is a messenger RNA of Nematocida homosporus, 591 nucleotides long. RefSeq names its product template-activating factor I. Gene Ontology annotation, cellular component: chromatin; nucleus. Gene Ontology annotation, biological process: nucleosome assembly. Gene Ontology annotation, molecular function: chromatin binding; histone binding. NCBI's taxonomy places the organism in Eukaryota, Fungi, Microsporidia. The transcript has a single exon. Bases 1 to 591 code for a protein of 196 amino acids. The record is from RefSeq and is a predicted model, not a curated record.
AUGAACUCCGAACAUACACUCAAAGAACUCAUUGCCAUUCAAAAUUCACUUGAUGCCACCAAUCUAAAAGUACUCAAGAAAGAGUUCAAUAGUAAACAACAAGACUUUGCCCUACUAAAAGAAGAGUUAGAAAGAAGGGAUAAGUAUGCUAAGGAGUUAGAUGGCUUUUGGUCAACUGUUUUCUGUAAUUCUGAUUACUUCUAUGUUCUCUUGGGUAAAGAAAACUGCAAGGAAGGAGAGGAAGAAUGUAUUCCUUUGGACUGGAUAGAGAGUUUAAGUGUGGACUAUCGGCCGGACUUUAAGUUCUGGGUAGAGAUAAAGGUAAGACCUAAUGAAUACUUUGAUAAUCAGAGUUUGACUAAAGAGUUUUCACUCUUUGCCGAUUCAAAUCAAGAUCAGAAAUGGACUGCUAUUAACUGGAAACCAGGUAAACGUGCACUUUUUGACUGUCCUUUGAUUCGAUUCUUUACUGCGGAAGAGAUUCCCGAUGAAGAUGAUAAUUUGAAUACUUUCCAAAUUCUCAGUGACAUGUACGUCAAUGGAGUUUACUACUUCAUGCGCCGGGAUGAACCAGAAGAGAUAGAGGAAUAA